Molecule: messenger RNA, 1527 nt
Organism: Didymella exigua CBS 183.55
Lineage: Eukaryota; Fungi; Ascomycota; Dothideomycetes; Pleosporales; Didymellaceae
Exons: 1
Coding region: 1-1527 (508 amino acids)
Cellular component (GO): Cul4-RING E3 ubiquitin ligase complex
Molecular function (GO): protein binding
Source: RefSeq, a predicted model, not a curated record
AUGAACGGCCAGCACAUUCCUGGGUUCUACUACGACCAGGAGAAGAAGAAGUACUUCAAAAUACAGAGUCAGUCUGCCGCAAGAGGACUGAACCUCAAAUACUCGACUUCGAAUCUUGUCAAAGAGAGGAGAAAGGAAAAUGUACACAGAGCAGCGACUGCGAAAAAGGCUAGGACACAGAGAGAAAGAGUCGUUCGAAGACAUGCGCAUAGUUUCGUUCAAACUGAUCUCGACCGGGAGAUAGGGUUCAAGAGACGGUCCGUCUAUAUACAGAACAUCUGGCCGGGAGCAUGCAUGUCAGGCGUCAAUUCCUCGCCGGAGCCCAUCACCAGCAGCGACGACCUGGGAGUGAUCAGGUUCUUCGACCGCGAUCCAAUUUCGAGGAGUAUAUAUGCAGUCUGCGGAGAGAACAGGAUCAAGAGACGACAUUAUCUCGGCAAUGACCAGGCAGCGAAUCUGCCAAAUCCGCAAUCGAGGAAGAAGUUGAGAGCCCUCAACACACAGUCAAGAUAUGGCUACUACCCCUGGGACGAGAUAGGGCGCACAACAUCAACCGUCUCGUCGUUUCAAUACAUGCCCAACUCAGGCGCUCUCGCAGUCACAACCAUUGGCUCAGACAGACCACCAAUCGUCCAACUCAGCGACCCCGAGCGCGACGGACCACACAUCUCGCAGCAGUUCACUCCCAAAGCCUGCGCCGCAAUCUUCUGCUCCGCCGCGCGUCCCCCAAAACUCUCAACAGCACACCACCCAAACAGCAUCGCCGGAUCCGAAACCGAGCACCUCGCCGUCGGCGCCCAGCAAUCCCUGCUCAUGUUCACCCGCUCACCCUCCGGCUCCUGGGACUCCUCCACCGUCCUCCCAGACCUACACGCUGACAUCCUGUCACUCACAUGGCUCUCCCAUUCCACCAUCGCAUCCGGCUGCCGCAAUGGCAAAAUCCACCUGCACGACCUACGCUCGGGUGGGAGUUCGCACAUCCUAACGCACCCGUACCCCAUCAGCGCCCUCUCGCGCACAGACGACCCGACCCGCCUGCUCUGCGCGGGGCUGCAAGACACGCUCUUCCUCUACGACAUCCGGAUGCCACGCCUCUCGUCGCACCGCGAUCGCGACGGGAAGCUGAACAUGCGGGACCACCACUACAACGAGGCGUAUUUCAAGACACUGUACCCGGGGGGCCACGAUCACAAGCGCCGCAAACUGAUGAACAGGAAGGCGUUUGCGAAGUGGAGCCAGCCCGUGCUGAGCUUUGCGCAUACGAAUCAGGACGAUGUGGAUCUUGGGGUUGCUAUUAACCCGAGACUUGGUCUUGUGGCGGCCAGUCAGGAUAUGGCCAAUUGCAGCAAUGCGAUCAGGGUGAGCAACAUGUGGACGGGGAAGACGGUGCGGGAAUUCGAGCCACCUGCCACGAAAGCUGGAGAGAGGGCGCAGAAGGUACGGGAUCUGAAGUGGAUUGAUGACGAAGACGGAGCCGUGAGCCUGUGGAGUACGUGGGGGAAGGAUAUAGCUUCGUUCUCGUGGUAG